Saprolegnia parasitica CBS 223.65 is the source of this 879-nucleotide messenger RNA. RefSeq lists its product as hypothetical. Gene Ontology annotation, biological process: protein phosphorylation. NCBI's taxonomy places the organism in Eukaryota, Oomycota, Saprolegniomycetes, Saprolegniales, Saprolegniaceae. Gene Ontology annotation, molecular function: protein kinase activity; ATP binding. The transcript has 3 exons. Bases 1 to 879 code for a protein of 292 amino acids. Gene Ontology annotation, cellular component: intracellular anatomical structure. The record is from RefSeq and is a predicted model, not a curated record.
AUGGCGCCCGAGGUCAUUCUCGGCACCGAGUAUACCGUGGCCGCCGACAUUUACUCGUUCGGUGUCAUCUUGUCCGAGAUGAGCACCCACAAGGUGCCCUACAGCGACGCGCUCAAUGCGUCGUCCGGCCGAGCACUGAGUCAGCAAGCCAUUUUGUCCAAAGUCACAUCCGGUGCACUGCGACCCACGUUUGCGGCGGCGGCACCUCAUUGGCUGCUGGAGGUCGGCUCUCGCUGUUUGUCGCUCGACCCGACACAACGACCGACGACGCUCGAGCUGACGGUGCUGUUUCGCUUUUACCACCGCCCUUUUCUCAUGAGCCGCGACGCCGCGUACUACAUUAAGCACAUCCCGAUGCUGCCGCACCCGGAAGAGAACGGGUACUACGCGGUCCAGCACCGCUCGACGAACCUCAUGGCGACGCCGGGCUGGGACGGCCCGCCGACCCGCGGCUGCCUCUCGACCAUCUUUUAUAUGGUCGCCCCCGUCAUGUUUAUCCACGUCAACCGGUCGGAGAUUGCCCAUUUUUGGCAAGCGGGCAGCGCGAUUCGGUACGUCAUGGUCAAUCCUGCGACGCUUGAGACGACGGAGCUCGUCCUUGGCCCGGACGUCCACCUCGGCCACGUGCUGCAGUUCACGUGCCCCGGCGGCUGGUGGAAGGGCGCCGAGGUCCUCGAUACGUCCAUCAACUUUGGCCUUGUCUCGGAGGCCGUGAGUCCCGCGUUCGACUACUCGGACACGUGGCUUGUCGAGGCAGCCGAUAUUCCCGAGUCGCACGCACCGCUGCGUCGGUUUUGCCGCCCCACCGGCUGGAGCUGCGCGACCGAGAAGGAGAUCCAGGCCAACUACGCCUUGACAAAACACACAGCGAGCCAAUAG